Molecule: messenger RNA, 1344 nt
Organism: Chenopodium quinoa (quinoa)
Lineage: Eukaryota; Viridiplantae; Streptophyta; Magnoliopsida; Caryophyllales; Amaranthaceae
Product: myosin-4-like
Exons: 4
Coding region: 1-1344 (447 amino acids)
Source: RefSeq, a predicted model, not a curated record
AUGGCUAGGAUAAUGCAGACGGCGACUGAUCCAAAUUACAAGAGCGAAGGCUCAGGCGGCCAAACGCCUGAGGGAGAAACGUCUGGUCAGGGUGACCAGACGGCCCUGGAGAGAUCCCCUCCGCACGCCCCUUCAACCCCCGCUGACUCUUUUUUGGAAGAGUGCGACCAAGGCAGCGACGAGGCCGCCUCUGCCCCCUUGAGUCAAAGUGAGGAGGAGACGGAGAGCGACAGCUCCGCCUCUACCUCUGAGAGCAGUGACGAUUUACCCCCUCUUCCGGAUAGCGAGGAGGAAGAAAGGAAAAAGUGGAACGAGAAGGACGAUCCCUUCAACAUCCAUGUCUCCUCCAAGGACCGGAUUCAAAUGGAGGAAAACUUGAAGAAUUUUACUAAAAUGCACCCGCUAGGAGACGGGUAUAGGAUCCAGGUGCCGCCUGAGAAUGGCACCGUUGCCUGGGAGGACGAUCAAGAGAACGCCAACAGCUAUUUCGGCUGUUAUGAGGCGGCGUUCAAGGCUGAAGAAGCAUUGACCAUGUUGCAGACGGAGAAAACCCCCAAGCGAUCCUCUGCAGUCAUCCGCAAGGCUCUUGCGGAACAGGCUGCGGCUGAGGUCAAAGCCAAGGGGAGAGAGGUUGGAAAGACGUUUGAGAAGAAACUCAAACGGGCUAGGGAGGAGACUCCCUCCGUUCUCAACAAAAUCAAGAAAUCCACCUCUGCGUCAACUCCUAGCGCCUCAGCCGGGCAUCAGCAGAUGCGGAUAGCGGGGCGUAACGAGAAGACGUCUAAAAUCCAGCAGCUAGAGGCGGAUAUGGAGACGGCCAAACAGCGGGCGGCUGAUGCUGAGACGGCCCGGAAGAAGGCGGAGGAGGCCAGGAAGAAGGCUGAUGAGAGUGCCAAAAAGGCUAAUGAGGCGCUCAAGAAGGCUCAGACGGACCUUGGCAAUCUUCAGGGUGUUUCUGAAGAGAACACCAACCUGAAGACCAAGGUUCAAAAACUAGAAAAGGAGGCUGCUCAGGCUCAGAAGAACUUUGCAGCAACCCUGGAGGCAGAGCAAAACCGCCUCGUUGCUGAGAGUGACGCUGAUAGUGACGCCCGAAUGAAGAUCGCCUGGGUUGCCCUGUACCCGGACGCGGAUUAUGGCGUUUGGGCACUGGCUCACAGGUACGCCGAGGACGUGGUGUACCUGAGAGAGAAGGGUGAUCCAGAGCCUGAGUCCUUCGACGCCUGGAUUAAUGCCAACAAUGAGCCCCUUGUACCUCAGCUACCUGGUCCGGGUGAAGCGCAGGAGAUACCCUCAGAUGAUGAGGAGGAGGAACAGGAGGAGCCGCCUGCAGGCCAGAAGUGA